Molecule: messenger RNA, 3153 nt
Organism: Olea europaea var. sylvestris
Lineage: Eukaryota; Viridiplantae; Streptophyta; Magnoliopsida; Lamiales; Oleaceae
Product: AUGMIN subunit 8-like
Exons: 7
Coding region: 544-2313 (589 amino acids)
Biological process (GO): spindle assembly; centrosome cycle
Cellular component (GO): nuclear microtubule; centrosome; cytoplasm
Molecular function (GO): microtubule binding
Source: RefSeq, a predicted model, not a curated record
CCCUGAGAGCCAUGGCACUCCUGUGAGAGGGACAAAAAGGUUAGGGACCGAAAACAAAAGAGGAUACAAGAAAUUAAUAUACAAAAAGAAAAAAAAAAAAAGAAGGGACAAACAAGAAAGAAGCAUUUUUAUCCUACAAACCCUUCUCUUUACUACAUUCACAUAUCCCUAUUCACUUCCUCUAUUCUUUCCCUUCUCCAUUUCCAAGAAAGGGACUAAAUUCCAUCGGCUAUAAUUCAAAUUUUCUUCGUUUGACGUUCCACAUUACUAUCUUUUCGUGGGGGUGAUUUGACAGAAUUUAGGCCAUUUUAGAUAAUUAUGGAAAACCCAGUUGCAUUUGUUGGUUGAAGUAAUCACAUUCAAUCUGGUGCAGAUCUGGAAAUCUGUAAAGAUAUUUUUGUCUGAGGAAAGGGUCUCCUUUUAGAGAAAUUGUUGUGGUUACUUAGUGGAUUAAUAGUUGGUUUUGUAAAAGCCUGUCAAAAAGUGUAUUGAUCGUUAAGAUAUGAAGGGGGAUAUCAAUGUGGUUUAAUCUGCACAGUUUGGAUGGAUGUAUGUGAAUCAAGGAUAGUAUUACAGAAGCACUCCACCGUGGAUACUGCAAGAACACCAUUGGUGAAUGCUGACAAUAAAAAUGGAACCACUCGACAGUCCCAAACCAGAGAAGUUUGUUCUAGGUAUAGGUCACCUACUCCAUCUGCAGCCUCUUGUCCAAGGCGUUGCCCUUCGCCAAAUGCCACUAGAACAUCAAUGUCGUCAAUUGUAUCAGCAACUAAGAGGUCGGCAUCAGCCGGCAGGAAGCGUCCUACCACUCCAUCUCCUCGAAGUCCACAUGCAUCAACCCCAGUCCAGGAUACAACUGCAGAAAUGCUUUUGGCAUCAAAAAAAAUAAUAGGUAAUAAGUUACCGGAGUCUCUUUGGCCCUCUACAAUGCGGAGUCUCAGUGUUUCUUUCCAAUCUGAUACCUUUUCUCCCCCUAUUAGUAAGAGAGAAAAACCAGCAUCUCAUGGUCUUUCUGAUCGCACCAUGAAGUCAUCGGUGAAUGUAGUGCAGAAACAGGGCAAAACACCACCGGCUUCAAGGAAGCCUACACCAGAGAGGAAGAGGAGCCCAGUUAAAGGAAAUAAUUCUACUGAUCAUUCAGAGAAUUCCAGACCAAUUGAUGCUUUACAUACUGGACUAGUGGAUCAGCAUCGAUGGCCAAGCCGAACAGGUGGAAAAGUGUCCUCUAAAGCUUUAAAAAGAAAUUCUGAUCUCACUGAUAAGACCAAUAGAACUUCUCUAUCUCACUCACGAGCAGAUUCACCUUCCCUGAGGAGAUUAUCUUUGGUUGGGAUGGGUAAACCUUUAUCAGAAACUAGUGCUUUGUUAACACGUGUGUCUCGUGAUGACACAAGUGAGAAAACAAUGUUGGGCGGUUGUUCAGUUGUUGAUAAUUCACUGCUAAAAGAAAAGAUUGUUUCUUCAAUUUCAUUGAAUAGAGAAACAUUUAGAAAUUCUGCUGUUAGACAUCAAUCUUUACCAACUCCUGGAUCACGUCCUGCAUCACCCUCUUUGUCUAGAGUUAGUCCAUCUGGAGCAAAGGCAGUCUAUCCUUCUUCUAGAGGACCUAGUCCUGCUCGGGUAAGACCAUCCAGUCCAUCAAGGCAAGCCCAGAGUUUAACUUCUGUCCUUAGUUUUAUCGUGGAUAUUAAGAGAGGGAAGAAGGCUGUAAAUCACAUCGAAGAUGUUCAUCAUAUGCGGUUGCUAUACAAUCGACUCUUGCAAUGGCGAUAUGCCAAUGCCAGAGCAAAUUCUGCGCUGCAUUCUCAGAAAAUAAAAGCAGAGAAACUGCUGUACAAUGUUUGGAGAGCAACUGUAGAUCAAUGGAAAUCAGUGAUUGGUAAAAGGAUUGACCUCCAGCAGCUGAGACAUAAGUUGAAGCUCUAUACAGUUUUCAACAACCAACUGGCCUGUCUUGAUGAAUGGGAUUUUAUCGAAAGGGAUCAUACUAACGUUUUAUCCUGGGCUAUACAAGAUCUUCAGGCUAGCACUCUCUGUCUUCCAGUAACUGAAGGGGCGAAGGGAGACAUUGAAGCCAUUAAGGCAGCUGUUUGUUCAGCAAUUGAUGUGAUACAUGUGAUGGGAUCCUCCAUACGCUCCAUAUAUCUGCAGGUGGAGGGAAUGAACAGUGCGGUUUCUGAUCUUGCUGUAGUAGCUUCACAAGGGAGAGCGAUGCUUGAUGAAUGUGAAUCUCUUUUGGCUUACACGGCGGCUAUCCAGCAGGCAGAAGAACACAGCCGUAGGACUCAGUUGAUACAGUUGAGACCAGCUUGAGCAGUGGUGAACCACCAAAAUUUGGCAAAUAAAACUAAUCGUGUCUUCGAAUAUGUGACGCUAACAACAGUUUUACUGCCUCAGCAAAUAAGAUUUAUCAGCAAGUCCAUUUGUUGUAAGUGAUUAUUUUAUUCGUUCUUUUUGCAUGUAAUCUAUUGUAUUAUCAACAGAAAAAUGUGAAGGAAAGAAUGCAAAUAUAUUGAAGUUACGGUCACCCGGAAAAAUAUGUUUGGCGGGAUGGAUAUUAGCGUCAUACAAAUAUACAAGGCUGUAAAAGUACAGAAUUGUCCUUGUAACGAAAUUAAUUAAAAUCAAGAUGGAUUUUAUCCUAUCACCCUUCUCCAACUCCCUUACCCCAAGGUCCCCAACCCUUGAAGCUGAAGAGAUUAUGAAGCAUGCAAAGGAAUGAUUGAAUAUGAAAAGUCCUGCUGGAUGAGACAUUGCACCUGCGAUAUAAUGUGUAAAAAAGAUGUUUAAAUCUUGAAGAAGAUAUCAAGCAUCCAACGGCAUUAAUCUCUAGUAGAUUUAAUUGCUAAGCAGGGACCAAUGAAGAUGCAAUUGCUCGAAGCAAUAUAGAGUAUGCAGAAAACUGGCCUAUUCGGCAUUUGAGCAGGCAUACAUUUGCUAAUCAGGCUCUUGGAGAGAAGACAGCCUUGUUGUGCAGACCAUGUGCUAAAGAAAGAGAGGUUUAACUUGAUCUUUAGCAAUGAAUUCAUUGUAAAUUGUGUUAGAUGUACUUUAUAAUGAAUUUAUGAUAUACAGUUCAUAAGUUCAGAAGCUUUUGAUUUGAUAUAUUUUGUUGGAAAUUUUAAGUAUUAAUCCAUUUUUGAAUUAACUGUU